This is a messenger RNA of Leopardus geoffroyi (Geoffroy's cat), 1665 nucleotides long. RefSeq lists its product as uncharacterized. Bases 46 to 1401 code for a protein of 451 amino acids. The record is from RefSeq and is a predicted model, not a curated record. NCBI's taxonomy places the organism in Eukaryota, Metazoa, Chordata, Mammalia, Carnivora, Felidae. Gene Ontology annotation, molecular function: RNA-DNA hybrid ribonuclease activity; nucleic acid binding. The transcript is spliced from 2 exons. Gene Ontology annotation, biological process: DNA integration.
CCUCCUCCACCAGGAGGCGCUCCCGAGAGAGGAUAAUAUAGACAGAUGGCUACAAGAAUUCCCCUCGGUUUGGGCAGAGACGGGGGGGAUGGGACUAGCUGCUCACAGGACCCCAGUCCUGGUAGAGCUCAAGCCAGGAGAGAGUCCGGUAAGAUCAAACAAUACCCCAUGUCUCAGGAGGCCCGGAAGGGGAUCCAGCCACACAUCCGGAGACUACGAAGCCUAGGAGUACUAGUUCCUUGCCAGUCUGCCUGGAACACCCCCCUACUGCCGGUCAAAAAGCCUCACACAAACGACUAUCGACCGGUACAAGACCUCCGGGAAGUAAAUAAGAGGGUCGCGGACAUACACCCAACUGUUCCCAACCCAUAUACUCUCUUGAGCUCCUUGGCACCCUCCAGGUUCUGGUAUACUGUACUAGAUUUAAAGGAUGCCUUCUUCAGUCUGCCGCUGGCACCCCGGAGCCAACCCUUGUUCGCCUUUGAGUGGCAUGAUCCGGAGGAGGGCUACAGUGGGCAACUCACCUGGACACGGCUACCUCAGGGAUUCAAAAAUUCACCCACCAUCUUCGACGAGGCACUACACGAGGACCUGGUAUUUACAGACACCUUCUCUGGCUGGGUGGAAGCAUACCCAACCAAGCAUGAAACGGCUCAGACGGUGGCUAAGAAGCUAGUAGAAGACAUCGUACCCAGGUACGGUUUUCCUGCCAUGGUAGGAUCAGACAAUGGACCAGCUUUUAUCUCGCGGGUAACACAGGCAGUAGCCAAGGCGGUGGGGGCGAACUGGAAAUUACAUUGUGCUUAUAGGCCCCAGAGCUCAGGACAGGUAGAAAGAAUGAAUAGAACCCUAAAAGAGACCCUUACCAAAUUAACCAUGGAGACUGGUGGGGACUGGGUGACUCUCCUACCGUACGCCCUUUACAGGGUUAGAAACGCUCCUUACACUCUGGGUUUUACUCCCUACAAGAUCAUGUUUGGCAGGCCACCCCCUAUUAUUCCCAGCCUUCGAGCUGAACUCAUUGCUGAGUUUAAAGAUCAAGAACUUUUUCUUUCCUUGAGAGGGCUCCAGAGGGCGCAUAAGGACAUUUGGCCGCGCCUCCGUGCCAUCUACGAGGCUGGCCCGACCCCGACACCUCAUCAGUACAGGCCGGGAGACUGGGUCUAUGUCAAGAGGCACCACCGAGAGACCCUCGAGCCGCGCUGGAAGGGACCCUACAUCGUGGUGCUGACAACCCCCACCGCUCUCAAAGUAGACAGCAUGGCGACCUGGGUCCAUCACACCCACGUUCGGCCAGCGGACCCCUCCUCGAUCCGGAAGGACUUCGUCACGCGAUGGGCCAUCAGUCGGGACCAACACAACCCUCUCAAGCUCAAGCUACAGCGCAUUCGACCCACCUAAUAUUGGUAACUCUGUCAACUCUGCUUGUCAUUGCUCAUGCUGCCGGGAGUCCCCACGCCCCCCAGAACAUCGCCUGGCAGAUCAUAGACACCAGCUCGGGGACAAUACUUAAUCAGACCUCCCAGAGCCACCCCAGGGACACAUGCUUCCCAGAACUUAGCGUAAAACCUCCAAACUCUGUUCCCCUUGUCACCAUAAAUGCAGCCGGUCCCAUGAUUGGGUCCGUAAGCUACAUGACAAGGGGGGAAUGAAAGGGCGGGCCUA